Molecule: messenger RNA, 2316 nt
Organism: Acaulospora morrowiae
Lineage: Eukaryota; Fungi; Glomeromycota; Glomeromycetes; Diversisporales; Acaulosporaceae
Source: the annotation of a GenBank genome assembly
AUGGAAGGAUUAGAAUUUAAACUUCACCCAAAAUACGGUCUAUCUAUGCACGCGACUCGUGACUUUGAAAAAGGAGAAGUUCUGUUCACCGAAAAACCCUUGCUGGUCGCCCAAACGCUCACCUCAAAAUGUGACAAAGCAUUUACGUCCACCCAUGACAUUGACCUCAAAGUGUUCUCCAUAUUCAAACGGUUCUUCGAUAGCUCCACGGAAAUACAGGAUACCAUGUUAACCAAUUUUUACCUUCCCCCGACCAAACAAGCUCUCGAUAAAGUGUGGUCAAUCAUUGGUACACCUUGCGUGGACAAAGUAAUUAACGUUUGCAAAGAACAUGUUCAAGCAUGGUCAAACAUCGAUGAAGAGGUCUUCCGAAAAGUAUAUUUGGUAUUCACCUUGAAUUCCAAUCCAGUCGACUCGGACGGUUCGCCCGCGAUAUUUAUGACCUCUAGUAAGAUGAACCAUUCCUGUGAUGCGAACACUUUUUACCAAUCUAUUGGUGGCAGCCGCGCUGUUUACACCGCAACUAAGAAUAUUCUAAAGGGAGAUCAGGUGACCACGAAUUACUUAGAGAAGGACACAAUUUUGCCGACGAGUGAACGGAGAAAAUUGUUGCAACGCACGAAACUGCUCUUGUGCGAUUGUCCUAGAUGCAUGGAAUGUAUAGAUAUUUCGCGCGGGUUGCCGUGCCCCAAUUGUUCGAUGAUAGAUUAUUCCUUCGGUGGGAAUACAAUUGGUGGUUACAUUUAUUGGAAUCCAAAAUCAUGUAAUUGGUCAUGUGAUACAUGUCACUCGAAAUUUGAUAACGAUAGUCCGCGACUACACGGUCUAUUGGUCCGAGAACAUGAUUUGAAACAAGCGGUAAUCUCACUUACCGAGAAACUCACCAACCUCCAAUUAGUAAAUCGUUGUCAACUACUUGAACUCUAUAACGCGUGCAAGAGCCAACUAGGCAUCCGUCAUUGGACCUACAUCUUAGUGCUCAAGAUGCUGAUCUUAUUUGAUAUCACACAACUAUCUAGCGGAAAGAGCAACUUGAAAUCUACGUUAGUCCAAAAUUUAGAUUAUGUGCUCGAUUGGUACGAGAAAGGUGGUUUCGAUGCACCAAGACAUUUGUGCAUGCUCAUACUGCGAGUAGUUAAUGCACUGAUAUGUGCUGAGGAUUAUAGUAAUGCUCUGCAUUUCUUGGAGCGAGUUUUUCGUGAAUUCCCAUACGCACGGAUUUUUAGACAGGAAUACAAAGAGGCAGUAGAAAUGAUGAAAAAAUGUCGUUCAGUUUUGAAUGGUGAGGUUGCGACAACGUACACAGGAGAAGGAAAACAGAUGUUGGGUCACGAUAAUUUCAUAGUAUUCGUUCGAAUACUUUUUGCGGAUCAUGACAUCGAUUUUCUCGCGAAGGAAGUUGAUCUUCAAGUCCCCCUGGAUAGUAAGCAAAACUUUCCAAAUAAACCUUCUCUGGAUCAUAUUUCUUCCAAUCCAUUAAUUUUUUUACCACAUCGUCACCAUCUAUUUCCAUUGUCCAACCCAUUCACUCCUCGCCUGAACCCGCCUCGAAAUACACACCCAUACUUUCCAUUACCAUGCGAACUAUUGUUGAACUCUAAACACCAAUUAUCGCAACUUCAAGCAAUUUUACUGGCAUCGGCGUGCGCACGCCAACAAGUCGGGUGUAGCAAUUCGAAAAUUAACAAUAUUGUGGAUACUUUAGAAGUCUCAACGCAUCAAGCAAUGAACUCGAUGGUUGAUUCCAACGGUGGUGAGCAACCUUCUACUAAUAUUGAGAUCACGGUUACUACCGCCAUUCCGCUUGAAGAGAGCGUACCAGGGGAAUUCAAAGAGAACGAGGCGUCGGAAUUGCCCGAAAUUCAGAAUGAAUCUGAGGGAAGAACAACCAAGGAUGACAACUCUUAUAAUAUUCUUGAUGGUGAAAAGGAUCAAACAAAUAUGAAAACCGAGGAAUCUGAAUUGCUCUCGACAUCAAGUCUAUUCGAUGAACACCCUCUUACCAAAUUCGAUCCUUUUUCACGUGCAAGACCCUUUCUGCAGCUUGAUGAUAUGUACCCAGCUCAACCAAGGAUUCUUCCAAUGGCCAAUUGUUUUUUUGGACCUUUGUUUACCGUGUUCGCCUCUCUGUUAAUGUUGACUGCAGGUAUUGAGUAUUUGGUAGGAAUAAUUAGAAGGAAGAAGGUUAGCUCUCUCCAUAAAUCAGGUUCUCAUCCGUAUAUUGCUGAUAGCCGUAAUAUAAAAAGAUUUGACGAGUGUAAAGCCGAUGGACAUGAGGAAAAGAAAUAUGAUGAAUAUUUAGAAAAAGACGUAUAG